AUGACCAAUGCCAAACCGGUGCUGACUCCAAUGGCGUCUUCUCCCAAGCUUACUCUCACCUCCGGCAAAGCACUUGCAAAUCCGACUAAAUACCGUCAACUUGUGGGGAGCCUUCAGUAUCUUCAGUUUACUCGCCUUGACAUUGCCUUUGCGGUGAAUAAACUUUCCCAGUUUAUGCAUUGUCCCACCGACGAUCAUUGGCAAGCCGCCAAACGCAUACUCCGAUAUCUCGCUGGUACACCGUCUCAUGGUAUUUUUUUCUCCUCCAAGAAUCCCCUGAAUCUCCAUGCGUAUUCUGAUGCUGAUUGGGGAGGUGACUCUUUUGACUAUGCCUCCACCAAUGCCUACAUCAUCUAUCUUGGUACUCAUCCCAUUUCCUGGUCGGCUAAGAAGCAGAAAGGUGUUGCCCGUUCAUCAACUGAAGCUGAGUACCGUGCGGUCGCCAACGCUGUAGCCAAGCUCCGCUGGGUCUGUAACAUCCUCACCGAACUUGGCAUUGAGCUUCCGACACCUCCAACGGUCUACUGUGACAAUGUAGGUGCCACCUUCCUUUGUGCAAAUCCCGUUUUUCAUUCCCGGAUGAAACACAUUGCCCUUGACUAUCACUUUGUUCGUGGUCAUAUCCAAGACGGAGCUCUUCGAGUAGCUCAUGUUCACACCCACGAUCAACUCACCGAUGUUCUCACCAAGCCCCUUCCACGAGCUCACUUUCUACACUUACGGAACAAGAUUGUAGUAACUGAAGCUUCUCCAUCUUGA
Molecule: messenger RNA, 759 nt
Organism: Microthlaspi erraticum
Lineage: Eukaryota; Viridiplantae; Streptophyta; Magnoliopsida; Brassicales; Brassicaceae
Source: the annotation of a GenBank genome assembly